AGUAGUUAGCACGACGGAUACAUUUUUCUCAAAAUACUCUGCUUUUCAGUCAAGCGUGACAUCGUAUCGUGGCUUGCGGCUGAUCAAACUUGCAGCGCCGCAGUGAGCUGUUUGCGGACACGCUGACCGCAGUGGCUCGACGCUGCGUCUGGCUGUCUGCACACGUCGUGACUUGUGACCCAGUUUGAUUUGUUUUCCCAGAUGUUCCUGAGUGGCACGAAACAUCAGGAGUCUGAGAACAAACCAGACAGGGUGACAUAAUUAAGAGACACUCGACUGAAAGAAGAGAUCAGAUUAACCCACAUCAUAGACGGAGAAUGUGUGACAUGACCUUACAGCUGGACGAGGAGGAGAUGAAAGUGGACAUCUCUUCUGAGCCACUCCCGGAGCCACUACUUAUAAUCCUAUCCCCACCUCCACCUUUCCUACCCGUUCCUGGUGAGCCAACCAUGCUUUGGUCAAAAUGGCUCAAAGCUUUUGAACAAUACAUCCAAGCACUGGGUGAGAAAGAGCUGGCAGACUCCAGUAAGCUGGUGCUCUUACAGAAUUGUCUCGGCCCAGAGGGGGAGCGCAUCUUCACGACUCUGAUCCAGAAUGAAACCACGUACGCAGCGGCCAUUCCAACGCUGACGUUUCACUUCACCUCUGAUCACAACUCUCAGGUACACCGCCUUAAGUUUCAUCAAAGGGCACAAAUGCCUGGAGAGACUUUAGAUCAGUUUGUCUCAGCAUUGGAGGAUCUUUUGAGGCCUUGCAACUGUGAAAACUUUAAGGAUGCAUUUAUCCUGGAUCAGCUGAUUGAGAAAACAAACUACCCCCAGCUCAGAGAGAGGUUGCUUCAGAAGAGGGCUACUGUUACCUUAGCAACAGCGUUAGCUGUCGGUAGAGAGAUGGAAUCAGCUUUAACUGAACCUCCACAGUUUGGUUUUCAUGAGGUCAGUGUGGACAUAGGAGAUGAUGUAGACCCCCCUGUCCAAAAAAAGACCAAAAGAGGAAGGCCUCGCAAAGGAGAGCAAAGGACCAAAACAAAGCCAAGGGUGACUAAAACACCAACAAAAUCAUCAAGACUUAAAAAUGAGUACUACUACAGCACUGAUAGGCUAUAUUCCUAUGAUGGUGAAGCUAAAUCUCAGGGUGCUGAUGAGCCUAAUUUGGGUUGUGAUAAAGUGGAUAAUGGCAAUGGAGCCUCCUUGUCAUCGUCAAGGAUGGAAGAGGAAGUCAGCAACAAAGCCAGUGAUGAUGCCGAAGAAGACGAUGAUGACGAUGAAGACUUUGUCCUUUCUUCAACUAAACGAAAGACCGCCACCUGCCCCAUAUGUAUCAACAGGCACUUCAGAGAUGCACACAAGCUCGCCAGACACAUGAGGACACACACAAAAGAGAAACCAUUCACCUGCCCACUGUGCAAUAUGACAUUCAGUCAGUCGUAUCACAUGACCCGACACAUGAGGAACCAGCAUGGGGCGGGUCAGCACAUCUGCCCCACCUGCGGGGAGAACCUGGAAAGCUUUGCAGAAUUGCAAAGACACAAAAAGACGCAUAAGUCACAAGUUCUGUCCUGUCCAGAUUGUAAUGAAAAAUUCACCAGCAGCGAUGAAUUGUCUAGUCACGUCGAGUCGCAUCGUGAAGACCAAUCUUCGCAAAGAGAGGGCCAAAGUUCUGAGCACGACAACAGGAUUGAAGUGAAAACUGAAGAAAUAACAGAUGACUCCGACUCUAACACUGAUACCGAUUUUAACGAUAAAGCAUCCAAACCACAGGUCUUUAAAGAAGACAACUCUGAAGCUGCAUCUCAGAACGAUGGAUGCACCAGGAAGGACAAGAACACCUCAGAUAAUAAAAAAAAAGGCCAUUUUUGUCCAGUCUGUGUGGACAGACGCUUCAGAGGGCCAAACAAACUGGCCAGGCACAUGAGAACACACACCAAGGAGAAACCAUUCACCUGUCCAGUCUGCCAUAUGAUGUUCAGUCAGUCCUACCACAUGACACGACACGUGAGGAACCAGCACAGUCUUGGACAGUAUAUCUGCUCCAAAUGUGGGAAAAGUUUUAGCACCUGGCUGGAAAUGAAAGCGCAUAAAAGGACUCAUGCUAUUGAAGGUCUGACUUGUCUUGCAUGUGAUAAGCAGUUCAAAGAGAAAUCUGCACUUGCGAAGCAUCUUAAAUUACACAGGAAGGUUGAGGCCAGACCUCGAAGCCUUAGUUGCAGCGAUUGCGGCAAAGUUUUUGGUCGCAUGUAUCAUUUAAAAAGACACAUAAUGACCCAUCGUAAAGGAGAGCAGGCUGAGUGUUACACAUGCCCUGAUUGCCAGAAGAACUUUGCCUUCCCAGAAGACCUCAACAAGCAUCUGGAGAUUCAUGUAAAAGAGAACAGCGGCACUUGUCCAAAAUGUAAUGAAAACUUUAGCAGUCCAGAAGAACUGGAGACUCACAUGGUGAUUCAUCAGAAGUCUUAUGCCUGCAACACCUGUGGCAAGAAAUUUAAAGUUGAGUAUGCGCUGAAGAAGCAUGAGCUAAUUCACCAAAAUGACGAAUAUUACUGUUCAAUGUGCCGCAAACACUUCUUUAAGCUCUCACACUAUAAAAGGCACAUAAUGGUCCAUGAUAGACGAGAAUCUAGAUGUCCACACUGUGACAGUGUCUUCCUGAAGUUAACUGCUUUAAAAUAUCACCUACGGACUCAUACUGAAGAGAGGCCGUACCAGUGCAGCUGUUGUAUUGAAACCUUUGAGGAGAAGGAAGAACUAGAGCAGCACUGCCUCAAACACAGGAAGUUCAAGAAGGAGAAGCCUUACUCGUGCACUCGCUGCGACUAUGCUUUCUCCACUUUGGUGGAACUGACGGACCACAUGAGCUCACACGAAGGCGAGCAGCCGCAAACCUGCCCUGUCUGCGGCAGAACUUUCCUUAACAAAAACAAGCUGGAGAGGCACCUGACCAUUCACACCGGGGAGAGACCCCACCUCUGCUCUGUCUGCGGCAACGGCUUCCCCUCUGCCGCCAGCCUGAGGCUGCACGUCCACAUCCACACCGGGGAGAAACCCUACCGGUGCUUGCAGUGCAGUAAGAGUUUCAGCUCGUCCAGCGGGCUGCGCCUGCACAGCAGACAGCACAUGGAUGAGCGACCCAGCUUCAAGUGCCCCCAGUGCGGCAGGACAUACGGUCGUAUGACUGAGCUGAAGAUGCACCAGCGCUACCACACGGGAGAUAAACCGUACGCAUGCACUUGCUGCAGCAAACGCUUCAUUAGCAAAGACAAGCUGAACGUUCAUAUGAGGACGCACACAGGCGAGAGGCCGUACUCCUGCCCCCACUGUGGACAGACGUUUACACAGACCGGAGACAGAAACAGACACAUGAGUAAAUACCACCCCUUACUGAAGUAACAUAGCUACACCAACGCUUUAGUUGUUUCUGUUGAUCACACCAGUGGUUCUGCGCAUUUGUUGGAGUAAAAAACAUCAAAAAUCUUUUCAGAUUUUUCAUAUCUUUUAAAGAACAGAAAAAUACAAAAAUGAAAUGCCGUACGUUACAUGUCCACAAGGACAUUUUUGAGCGUGAAGCUUGAUGGGUGUACCACAAGGAGUGUAAUGGUAGAUGGAUUAGAGUUGUUCUGCCUCACUUUAAACAGGAAACCUGCAGUCUGCACCCACCGAGGUAGAUGCUUACCUGGUGUGCUGUCAUUGAGGGAACAGUUAAGAAAUAGUUUUAUAAAAACAUUUGAGGUGAGAAAAGAGCCAUUCAGUUUCUUUUUUUUUUUCUUAGACUGUUAUCAGUUGGUGUGUCUAAGUUUGGUUUAAAGUUUUUUUUCUUUUGUUUUUUGUUAUUUUUAAGCAGCUGCAGGUUUGCUUUGAACUGCUGGGAUUUGCAUAAUCUAAAUAUGGACUUAAUGCUAAUGAAAAGCAGCCAUUUGUCUCUACAAACUCAACACAAUGAUACUAGAAUGCCUUGCAUGACUUUGCCAUACACUAAGGCUCCUGUGAGCGAUAGAUUAUUGUGAAUUAUUAGAUAUUUUGAUUAAAAUAUGUAUAUAUGUUUUGUUAAGUUUUCAAAGCAACACCUGACAAAAAUUAAACUGGCAAGAAAUAAAAAAAUUACUUUCCAUAAAAAAAAAUCAAAUCAGUUUUAAUGUUCAAACACAGUAUUAUUGAAGCUUUGCAACUUAUGAUUAAAAUUCCUACUUUUGUUUAAAACUAAUCAUACAAAUUUUUGUGAUUGUUCUCUUUACUUGCUGCAACAGAUAUAUUUCAGUGCUUUAUUAGAUUGUAAAAUGGUCUCUGAGUUAGAAAUUUCUCAGCCAAAUAUAAGUAAAUUUUUUUCAACUGCACAAACAUGCAAGAAUUCAUUUGCAGAGGUGUGGACUUCUAGGGGGAUCUGAUAUUUAAGUCAUCCAGCUCUUUAUCUCGGUGCAGCAAAUGACCAAAUUUAAUGUUCUUUUUUUAUGUUUUUGAUUUCACAAAGAGCUUGUGGGUAAUUGUUUUUGCUGGUACUUUACUUGAUGUAAAACAUGCAGGACCUCUACAUUGGUGACCAUUAAGGCAUCCUUGCACAAACUGAGCAUUCAUUAUUUUCAGACAAUUUUUUUCUGCUUUUAUCUUUAUACAUUAACUGGAGAGGUUUCAUUGUUAUACACUACUGUACAAAAGCUGUGCAUGCUGGUAUAAUUGGUGCAGCUCAUGUAGCUUGUGUUUUAUCAUAAAGCAUUUAUGUCAGACUGCCUACUCAUAAUGGUCCGGCAUGUCAGUCUUUGGCCUUUAAACACAGAUCACAGAUCGGUGGACUGGAUAAAAAUGACUUAAGAUACGAAUGAUUACAAUUUAGUAUUUCUGUUUUUGCUUUGCCUGCUACCAAUGUCUUAUACUUUAUUUUUUUCCACACUACUUUGACACUUUUUUUAUAUUGUUGGGUUCCCUGUAUGCGUGUUUUGUGACUGUGCUUUAAAAAGUAAAACUAAUUCACUACCUGUACAUCUGUACAUAUGUGGAGUUAAUGAAAGAGCACAUGAGACUUGGUGGGAUUUUAAUUGAAAUAAUUGAAUGGGCUAUAUAUAUAUAGAUAUAUAUAUAGAUAUAUAUAUAUAGAUAUAGAUAUCUCAAACAGCAUUAUAAGUAGUCUGAUCAGCAUUACUGGUAUUGAUGAGAAGUCAUAAUUUCCAUUCUUGAUUAAAUCCUAAUACAAUACAACAGAUGUGUACUUUUAUUAAAGGAUCAAUGGCAAAAA
This is a messenger RNA of Melanotaenia boesemani (Boeseman's rainbowfish), 5220 nucleotides long. RefSeq names its product zinc finger protein 271-like. Gene Ontology annotation, molecular function: RNA polymerase II cis-regulatory region sequence-specific DNA binding; DNA-binding transcription activator activity, RNA polymerase II-specific. The coding region runs from base 318 to 3386 and encodes 1022 amino acids. Gene Ontology annotation, biological process: regulation of transcription by RNA polymerase II. The transcript is spliced from 2 exons. NCBI's taxonomy places the organism in Eukaryota, Metazoa, Chordata, Actinopteri, Atheriniformes, Melanotaeniidae. The record is from RefSeq and is a predicted model, not a curated record. Gene Ontology annotation, cellular component: nucleus.